Messenger RNA from Pogonomyrmex barbatus (red harvester ant), 1409 nucleotides. RefSeq lists its product as uncharacterized. Gene Ontology annotation, biological process: regulation of transcription by RNA polymerase II; cell differentiation; anatomical structure morphogenesis. Gene Ontology annotation, molecular function: DNA-binding transcription factor activity, RNA polymerase II-specific; RNA polymerase II cis-regulatory region sequence-specific DNA binding. The record is from RefSeq and is a predicted model, not a curated record. Lineage: Eukaryota; Metazoa; Arthropoda; Insecta; Hymenoptera; Formicidae.
UCUUUUUUUUUUGGUCUUUAACACUCUGUGUACGCGCCUUUGCAAGGGAGGACCGGCUGAAAGGAAGAAACCGUUCCGAGAAACGUUCGGCCUCGAUAUAAUUAUCGCAACACUGUUUAUAUAUCGGCGCAGUUACUGCCGGCGUGGGUGUUGAAACAGCAUAUGUGUAAACAGCAAUAAAACACGUAGUGCGGUCCCGGAUAGGUAAUCUCCUCCCCACGAGAGCGUAAACGGGAGUUCCCUGGAAAACCACCGAUGGGCGGGGUUGAGCCAACCUCUAGAUCUUCCCGUGUCAAAUUAAACAAUCCUCUUCAUUAGGGCGACUGGAUGCGGCGGAGUCCCGACGAAGUCCGUGCCCCGAUCUCCUCAGGGUGCCCCUACGCCCUCACCCUCGACGAUCAUCACCAGUGCGAUCCGCGACUCCGCUCCGCGCGACAUCGAAGGAACACUCGGUGAACGGUGCCGGUUUUUAUCUUUUGCCGAAUUAUUAUCGGCGAGAGAGGGAGCGACGGUGAGAAUGUGAUGUUACUUUAAUUUCGCUGCUUGGAUUACGUGCAUUAUUGAAGAACGCAAAGAAACGAUAAUCACAGACGUUGUGUAUGAAGUCGUAGAAACACGGGAAGAAAGGCGGAAACUUUGUGAAAAUAUUCUGAAGACAAUCGCCUCUCGCUCUGGAUGUUCGAGAGGGAUUCCCGAUGCAGCCGAGCGGUUGUUCCCAGGUGUUCCUCGCGAAGGAUCAAGCGUGUGAUCUACGCCGAUGUCAAGAGUACUGGUACGUACUCCCGACCGACAAGACGUUCCCCGUGAAACGCGCCUGUGGACUCACGAGCCUGGUCCCGGGGAUGCUGCGCGCCGACGUCGCCUGGCCAACCCUGUGCCAAGCGUCCUUCGCGUCCUGGCCGAUCCUGGCGAGACCGCCGGUCGGCUACAAGAUCGCGCCGCAUCACGAGAAGCCGCCGUAUUCCUACAUCGCCCUGAUCGCGAUGGCCAUCAACUCGUCGCCGAAGCGGCGGCUGACCCUCGCCGGGAUUUACAAGUUCAUCAUGGACAGAUUCCCGUACUAUCGGGAGAACCGGCAGGGUUGGCAGAACAGCAUACGGCACAACCUCAGCCUGAACGAUUGCUUCGUGAAGGUGCCGCGGGACCGGACGUGCGCGGACGACGGUGAGGAUCACACGGCCGGGAAGGGCAGCUAUUGGACCCUGGACCCGUCCGCCAGCGAGAUGUUCGAGCACGGCAAUUACAGGCGCAGAAGAACAAGACGGCGGCGGAUGCUCGAUAUAAAAAUAUCACAUUCUGUCGGUAAUAUAGAUCAGUUCAGUAUCCCUUUAAGUAUUCGUGGACAUGACUACGUAGUUCAACGUGCACAUUUUGUGCACAUAGAGGCGCUAGUGAAAAAGUCCAGUUAA